AUGGCAGCCUCAAGCCAGAAGGAUAUUCUCCUUCCUCAACCCUCGAGCCUCCUAAUUCGCGUGAGCUGCUUCUUCCGCAAAGAUCCUUCAAUAUCGCAGGAAGAAUUCAACACCUACUGGCGGGAUACGCAUGGAUCGCUCGUCGUCGCGUCCAAAAUCUAUCGCGACACCAGAAUUCAAGGAUACACUCAAGUCCACAACACCCGCGAGCUGAGCAAGGAGGCUGCAGAGAUGGGAUUAUCCGUUCUGGACUUCGAAUGGGAUGCCUGCUCGGAGAUGUAUUUCCACAGCUGGGAGGACUAUCGCCGGUUUGCCGCCAGCGAUGAAAUGCGAGACGUUCUGGGGCCCGAUGGAGCGCACAUUAUGGGCGCCGACAAGACCGUGAGGGCUAUUGUUUCUCUCGUUGAUCCUGUACAUAGAGAGCAACCGCUGUAG
Messenger RNA from Aspergillus versicolor CBS 583.65, 435 nucleotides. Its product is annotated as EthD domain-containing protein. The record is from RefSeq and is a predicted model, not a curated record. The transcript has a single exon. Lineage: Eukaryota; Fungi; Ascomycota; Eurotiomycetes; Eurotiales; Aspergillaceae. Gene Ontology annotation, molecular function: oxidoreductase activity. The coding region runs from base 1 to 435 and encodes 144 amino acids.